AACUCUUCCUCUCUCUGUCGCGCUCGAAGUGAAGAAAAAUUGCAGAACUUCAGAACUCUCACGUCCACGAAUCCUUCGGCACACGGCACUUCUUCGCCCGACUCCACUAUAACAGAAAGAAUUACUCAAAAGACAAAAAAUGACGUAAGCUGGAAGAAGAAAGACGGAUUAGUCGCUGUUCACAAUUGGCGACAUGAGACCUUCAAUUUCAGACAUCCACACGCUUUCGCACAGGUUAUAGAAAAUGCCGUCCCUCCAAACAGCAUUGCCUCCUGAGCUCGCCAACAAUGCUAUCAGGCUCUAUAGGGAAUGCCUACGGCGAGCUAAAUAUAUUGGUCAAAAGAAAUACAAUACUGAGCUUCUUAUUACUAUGGUUAGAGAGCAGUUCAAAAAGCAUAUGCAUGAGACAGAUCCAGAGAAAAUUCAGAAGUUGAAGGAUGAUGCUGCGAGAGGAUUGAUCAAUCACAUGCUAUACGAAUCUGAGAACUUGUCUGGGCGAAAAUUCAGCAAAAGUUCUUAAUUCUGAUCAAAGCUUAACUUUAGCCGUGCUAUCCUUUGGCUGGCUACAAGUUAUUUUUCGUAUUGAAAUAAUGUGGUUUAACGAGGGCAGAGGAGGUUGAAGCUUUAUGCAAAUUGCCAAAGCUUUUGUGAGAUGAAUUUUGGAGUCUGUAUGAGUUAUUGAAUACUACUUGGCCUUUAGGAACGUCUUUAAAUAUGAGUUGAACACUGUAGACGCAAGUUUCAUGCUUAUUAAUGCUGCUAUAUAUUUUGCCACUCA
Molecule: messenger RNA, 778 nt
Organism: Sesamum indicum (sesame)
Lineage: Eukaryota; Viridiplantae; Streptophyta; Magnoliopsida; Lamiales; Pedaliaceae
Product: COMPLEX 1 LYR-like protein
Source: RefSeq, a predicted model, not a curated record